GUAAAUUAUCAAUUGCACUUGACGAACGCUUCAAGUUGAAUUAAAUAUAAAUUUAUUUGAAAAUGUUUGUUUUAUCUUAGAUUUGAUUAUAUUAUAUGGGUGAAACAUCGCUGAAAUUUAAUGAAAUUCGUUCAAAUUCCUAAAUUUAAAUAAUUAAAAAGUGAUGUGAUUCUUUGGUUUCAAGGUUUAGGAUAUAUUUUUUAAAAUUUAGUGACCAUGAAUGAGAGUAUAACUCCAUCAGAGCCAGGAAAAGCUAGGCGAACUGCUGGAGAUCGUCGCAAGUGGAAGAGAAACCUAGCAAAAUCUAAAAGAUACGAUCCUCCAGGGCCACCAGAAUAUCCUCGUUGCGACCAUUUGAACAAGUCUUAUAAAUGCAAGGGGCUAACAAUGAGGAUCAAAUGACAUCAAAGAAUUUCAUGCAAAUUUUUACGCAAAUCGCGAGAAGAACUCCCAGGAUGCUUUUACCAUCAAACAUGUAAAGGUAACAACUGCAAAAAGACCACGUCCUAAAAAGAAGCCUACAUCUACAAAGAAAGUUAGUACAAACUACUACAUUAGAGUUUCCGGCAUGGAGAAGUUUUGUUUAGGUGUAUGUCAGCAAACCUUUGUUGAUAUUCUUCAAAUCUCACGGAAAAGAAUUCAAGUAGAAACGUAUCAUCCAUUUUUCUCUAAGAGACCAAACGAAAACAAAAACAAAGAAUUCAAGGCUUAGCUCGAAAAUUUAUAAAUACGGGUAGAAUGCCAGUGGAUAGGAGAGGUGGAGCAAGACCUAAUCAUCUCUAUGACAGGAAGAAAACCGUUAUUAGAGGGUUUAUAGAAAAAUUGAAAUGCUGUGAAAGUCAUUAUUCUCGAGCCAUAGCAACUACAAUGAACGAAUCUCCCACAGACAUUCCUGAAAUAAAACUGUUUAAGGACAGAUGGAUUAUAUUGACGAUAUUUGUACUUGUCGCGAUCAUUAACAGCAUGCAGCUUCUGCAGUUCAGUAUAAUAGCGACGACAGUUUCCGAGUUUUAUCAAGUUGAAGAUCUACUCGUUGACCUAACCACUUUGGUAUUUUACAUGGCCUACAUAGUAUUUUUUAUUCCUGUGAGCUUUUUUAUAGAAAUAUAUAAUUUAAAAGUAACUGUGAUAACGGGCACAGGCCUAACCCUGGCCGGCAAUAUUAUGAAAGUAUUCAGCGCGAAACCGGACCGAUUCUGGUUGAUUUUGUUGGCACAGGUGCUAAUCGCAAUCGGGCAAGUGCAGAUCUACAGUCUACCCUCGAACUUGGCUACCGUAUGGUUUGGAUCCGAAGAAGUUUCCACGGCAUGUGCAAUUGCCGUUUUGGGAAUGCAAUUAGGCGCAGCAUUGGGAUGUGUGAUAUCACCAUUUGCUAUCUCAACCGAACAAAUGGAUAAAAACGAAAAUAAUUUCUUUCAAAUGUAUCUAUCUGAAGCCAUAAUUACUGGUGUAAUAUUUAUACUGGUACUGAUAUUCUUCAGGUCCAAGCCAGCAGUUGCUCCGAGCCAAUCUCAAUUAAAUCUAAUUUCCCUUGAAGAUAGCGGCAGCUUUAAGACUUAUAAAAACCACAUGAUCGAAAUAUUUAAAAAUAAGAAUUUUUGGUGGAUCGUUCUCUCUUUGGGUCUCGCUAAUGGGGUGUGGAAUUGUUUUGGGGUGGUCAUGAACAAGAUGUACUUAAACUUCUUUCCGAAUGGACAGAAUGACAUUGGAGUGAUAGGACUUCUAUCAAUAAUAUUUGGCGGAUGUAUUGGUAGUCUUGCAUUUGGAGUAUUACUGGAUAAGACUCAUCAUUUUAAGCGUAUUAGCUUUGCAGCUCUCGCAUUUUCAGCUGCCAUGUAUAUCCCAGUAACAGUGUCUAUUGUAUUACAAAGUAGAAUACCUACCUUCAUAAUUAUGCCACUGUUUGGGUUCUUUAUUGCCCCAGUAUUCAUUAUAGGAUUAGAAUAUCUUGUGGAAGUGACAUAUCCCAUACCCGAAGGCUGCAGCUCUUCGGUUUUUAAUGCAGCCUAUUAUAUAUUAGCUCUUAUUAUAACUGUUUGUGCUGAACUUGCAUUUGAUAGUAUAGGUUAUGUAUGGACAAAUGUUAUAUUUUUUAUUCUUUUAGUAAUAUCUUCUGUUUUUAUUUUAUUGGUUAAUUCUGAUUUGAAAAGAAGGGAUGCCAAUCUAAGACACUCAGAAGUGUCUAGUGAAAGAAAUAAUGAAAGUGAAUCUAGUUAGUGGAUAUUUUAAUAAAAAUGUUAAUCCUUAA
Messenger RNA from Anthonomus grandis grandis, 2248 nucleotides. RefSeq lists its product as uncharacterized. Bases 739 to 2217 code for a protein of 492 amino acids. The record is from RefSeq and is a predicted model, not a curated record. Lineage: Eukaryota; Metazoa; Arthropoda; Insecta; Coleoptera; Curculionidae. Gene Ontology annotation, biological process: transmembrane transport; heme export. Gene Ontology annotation, cellular component: membrane. Gene Ontology annotation, molecular function: heme binding; heme transmembrane transporter activity. The transcript has 12 exons.